Messenger RNA from Sphenostylis stenocarpa, 278 nucleotides. The record is from the annotation of a GenBank genome assembly. Lineage: Eukaryota; Viridiplantae; Streptophyta; Magnoliopsida; Fabales; Fabaceae.
GCAACAAAGAAUCCUAUCAUAGAUGGCUCCAUGAAACCCAUAUAUAUUUUUGCAUCCUACAAAAUCUUAAGUUCCUCACAUAAAAGCCAAAUGGUGGUGUCAUACUAUUUUAUUGGUGCCAAUCUCCACUUCCUUAGUUCCUCAUAUUGGGGCCUACAACAUGGUGGUGACUCUCUUUGUUCAUGGGACAAUCUCUUCCCUCAAUCUACUUGCUUUCAACGGAUAUCAUCUCUCGAUCGAAAGCAUUACGAGACUCAACAUGGAUGCACAUGCCUUAC